Messenger RNA from Plasmodium gallinaceum, 846 nucleotides. RefSeq names its product proteasome subunit beta type-6, putative. Lineage: Eukaryota; Apicomplexa; Aconoidasida; Haemosporida; Plasmodiidae. Gene Ontology annotation, cellular component: proteasome core complex. The record is from RefSeq and is a predicted model, not a curated record. The transcript has a single exon. The coding region runs from base 1 to 846 and encodes 281 amino acids.
AUGAUGGAACUAGAAAAUAUAAAAAUGCAAUCAGUAAAUGAAAAUUUGGAUUUCGCUAAUUGCAUAUAUGAUAUUAAAAAACCGAUAUCUGACGGAACAACAAUAAUUGGUAUAAUAUAUGAUCAUGGAGUCAUGCUAGCUUGUGAUACAAGAACUUCAUCAGGUACAUUCAUUAGUAAUAAAUGUUCAAGAAAAAUUAAUAGAAUUAACGAAAAUAUUUAUGUAUGCAGAAGUGGUGCUUCAGCUCAUAGUCAAAAAGUAAUUGAAAUUAUAAAACAUUAUUGUUUAGCAAUGAAAAGCGAAAAUAGAAAAAAAGGAAGAUUUCAUGAAAAUGAUUCUAUAAGUGAAGAUAUAAACAGCGAAGACAUAGAUAUAGAUAAGAUUAACAAUACAAAUAACAAAAAUAAUACAGAUUUAAUAACUAAAAAUAAAUAUUUUUAUAAUGACAAAUUCAUGGAUUACAACCCUUUAGUAGAAAAUGUUGCAUAUAUUACUAAAAAACUAGUUUAUGCAAAUAAUAAUUUUUUAUCUUGUGGUCUUAUAUUUGGUGGUUAUGAUAAAGAAAAAAAACAACAGCUUUAUUCAGUAAAUCUAAAUGGAAGUAUAAUUCGAAGAUUUGACUUUGCAGUUAGUGGAAGUGGUAGUAUUUAUAUUCAAUCAUAUUUACAAGACAAAUAUAAAAAGAAUAUGAAUAAAAAAGAAUGUUUUGACUUAAUUUUAAAUUGUGUAAAAUAUGCUAUGUAUAAUGAUAAUAGUAGCGGAGGUAUUGUAAGAAUUGUUAAUAUAACAAAACUCUAUGUUGAAGAAUUUACAGUAACAAACACACAAUUACAUUUUGACUACUAA